Messenger RNA from Argiope bruennichi, 1038 nucleotides. Its product is annotated as granzyme M-like. Gene Ontology annotation, molecular function: serine-type endopeptidase activity. The transcript is spliced from 7 exons. The record is from RefSeq and is a predicted model, not a curated record. Bases 43 to 939 code for a protein of 298 amino acids. NCBI's taxonomy places the organism in Eukaryota, Metazoa, Arthropoda, Arachnida, Araneae, Araneidae. Gene Ontology annotation, biological process: proteolysis.
UAUUGCUCCAAGGAAUCUCUGAGUCGGCGUGUCAUCAUCAAAAUGUUAUUUUCCAAAAAGCUUUCUUUUAUUCUGCUAAGUUUUCUUAUACUGAAUAAUAUUAUCUAUUGCAGAAGGGCCAGAAGAAACUGUAAAAUAUGCGGCAUAUCUCAUGAAGACGAAGCAGUCUCGAAAAAAAUUAUAAAUGGAGAAGAGAUAGAACAGGAAAACAAAUAUCCAUGGCUUGUUCCUAUUAUGGCAAACGGAAAUAUAAUGUGUGGUGGCGCAAUAAUUUCUCCAAGAUAUGUCAUAACUGCAGCACAUUGUUUUCUAAAACGUGAAGCUUUUCAAGAGAACCAAUGUUUACAGAAGAAAAUGCCAAAAGCUCCUUGUUACUACCCACCUGAAAGAUUCCAAGUUGGCAUUUUAAACAACAGCGGAACUCGCGUGCCAGUUCAAGUUGUGAAGUUAAUAGCCCAUCCUUUGUUCAGCAUCAACGGCAGAAUCAACGACAUUGCUCUGAUGAAACUGAGCAGGCCAAUCCGAUGCGGCAAGCUGAAUGCGCCGAUAUGCUUGCCUAAGAGAAGCCGGAAUAAGAUAGGCGAUAACUUGAUAGUAGCUGGAUGGGGGAAAUAUUCAGAAAAUAACACCGAAAAGAAACUGCGAGAGGGGAGAAUGACACAGGUUGAUAAAAAAAAGUGCGUGGAUGGUUCUGAAAGCAAAGCUCGUCACUACGUCUGCGCUGUUGCCACUGAAACAAAUCAGAAAUCAUGCUUCGGCGACUCAGGAUCUGCUAUUUUCACCAAGUUCGGUAAAAAAAAUGUCGCACUUGGUGUCACAUCGUUCGGAAUCUCACAACCGAAUAAAUUGUGUAGCCUCGACAAACCAGCUAUUUUCACUGAGAUAUACCCAUACAGGAAAUGGAUCAAAAGACAUGUCAAAGAUAUUCCAAGGGGCUGAUUUCAUUUAAUCCGUUUACCAAUCAGCUGUCUGUACCGUCUAUGGGUAUUCGCGGGUUAGCUUCUGUUUCAAACGAGCAAUGCAGGAUGUGAAAUGACU